Haemonchus placei is the source of this 252-nucleotide messenger RNA. The record is from the annotation of a GenBank genome assembly. Lineage: Eukaryota; Metazoa; Nematoda; Chromadorea; Rhabditida; Trichostrongylidae.
AUGGCACCGAGUAAAAACGUCAACGCCGGGCCAACACGACCUCCUACACCGAAACCUGUGCGGAACAGAAUAUCAUUUGCGGAUGUCGUUCGCUCUCAAGACACCUCGGGAUCAUCGUCGGGACCGGAACCAAUGAGCAGUCCAACGCUGUCUCGCAUGUCUUCGACGCUUUCAUCAGAAGAAUCGAUAACGGGAAUUUUCCGAUUUGAUUUGGAGAUCUCGCGUUGUCUCCCACGAAAAAAACAUCAAUAG